AUGACGGAGGUUGUAAGCUUCUGGGAAAGCAGCUCGGAUGACGAGUCGCAAGAGAAACGCGACAUGGAGAUACAGAGAAUGCCGGACUCCGACGAGGGCCGGCUGGUACAAAGCCUGGUGUCUUUUAUGGGCUCUUGCUCUAUCAACCUGCUCUUACCGUUCCUCAACGGCAUGAUGCUCGGGUUCGGCGAACUGUUUGCCCAUGAGCUGUGCUGGAGGUUCAACUGGUUCAAUCGCAGAAACAAAGGGUACAAGGUGUACCCGGAAUCUCGCAAGGUAACUGCACUUAACGAGCCUUCAAGUCCAGCUGCCCGUGGCAGGACUGCGACCAAGUUCCUCUAA
Saccharomyces eubayanus is the source of this 342-nucleotide messenger RNA. It is a transcript of the gene MIM1, whose product is annotated as Mim1p. The coding region runs from base 1 to 342 and encodes 113 amino acids. Gene Ontology annotation, cellular component: mitochondrial outer membrane. The transcript has a single exon. NCBI's taxonomy places the organism in Eukaryota, Fungi, Ascomycota, Saccharomycetes, Saccharomycetales, Saccharomycetaceae. The record is from RefSeq and is a predicted model, not a curated record. Gene Ontology annotation, biological process: mitochondrial outer membrane translocase complex assembly; protein insertion into mitochondrial outer membrane.